CAUCUCCCUGCUUCUCGUCCAGGAUUUCAAUACGCGUUUCUCCAGUCCAUUAUUUACGUCCUUACGAAUAGCAACGCACACCACCACUUUAGGCUGUGUAUAGGCCAAGCUGACGCUCCUCGAUGUCGGCCACCAAGGCGCCACCAGGCCCUCAGCCCCUCAUCCCUGAAAAGUACUUCGACGUUCCUACACAACGGCUAUACGCCCUAAGCUUUGUCGCUCUCGUACAAGCCAUCAAAAUAUUCGACUGGGCCCAAUACCUCCUCUCAGACUCGCCCGAGCACUUCGGUCGUAAAUGGCUCUUUGUGGAUCUCCUGCUCUGUCUGGGUCUUUCGCAACUACGAAUACCGAGGAUCAACUAUUCGUUGUCGAUAGUCUUGAUUCAGGUCCUCAGUCUCUGGUUCCUCGACGGUCUAUUAUUCGGAGGCAUCCAGCUCCAUUUCUUUGGGGCAUCAUCACAUAAUGCAGUCAACGCCUACUCCUCCAGCAGCACCUCCGUCCUCUCCACCCUCCUCUCCCUCCUCACCUUCGGCCUCCUCUCCCCCUCCCCCCACGGCCCCACAGACUCCCACCUCCUCGGCCAACACACCGUCCGCAUGUCCCCCAUCAGCACCGCGCGCCUGAACCCAUUCGACCAAAUCUUCUGUCUCCCUUCUUCCUCGAGCCACGUCCUCGUCCCUGUCCUGCUGAAUAACACCGUCCCGACGCAGUUGAGGUAUAAUAUCACGCCGCUUGGGUAUGCGGAGGGGUCGAAGGAGAAGGAGAAGGCGAAGGUGGAGAGUUUUGUGUUGCAUGCGAGGGAUCUGAAGGCUAUUGAGGACGCGAGGACGAAGGGGAUGCAGCUCGUCCGAGGAUCAGGCUCAGGGUCUGGAUCUGGAUCGGGUGCGAAGCCGGAGGAUGAUGAGUACGAUGAGUACGACGACGAGGAUGAGGAAGACGACCAGAACGAGUCCUCCGCCGCGCGGUUGCAGAAGACGCAGUCGCUCGCGCAUAUCAGGGUCAGUAAGCCGGGAACGAUAGAGAUGUAUGAAGUCAGGGACGCGAGCGCACAGGCGCGGAUAUAUCGCUCGAGGGUCACUGUGACACCUUGUCCGAGUGCGGAGUUCGUCGGUGGGGACGUUAUUGACAAGGGGGAUAACGUCCGGUGUGGCGUGCCUACCGGGAACGGGAUCGUAGCGGAGGACAAGGACGUCCAUCUUGAUCUUAGUAUCUAUGGCGUUCCACCACUGACGCUGAAAUGGUACAAAGAAGUUAACGGGAAGCGGGAGUACUCGCUCGUGGAAGGCAUCCAGGACGAACGGUCCCAACACUCGGAAACGUCAAAGCCGCCCACUUUCUGGCCCGCACCUCAACAGAUCCGUGUCCCUCUGACUGUAUCCGCCGAAGCUCUCGGCACACACGUCUAUGCUCUCGAAUCCGUGACAGACGCGCUCGGGAACGUCGAAUCCGUCGCACCACCACCUUCGUCUGCGCUCACCCUCAAGUCCACUUCAUCUUCGCCUUCGACUUCAAACACGAGCAUCCUCGCUCUAGAAUCGAGCACGAAGACAAGUCGCAUGCUCCAUGUCCUCCGUCGACCCACCCUAUCAUUCCGCGGCUGCCCACCCGGCAAACCCAAACAAAUGCGCAUAGGCUCCGACGUCACCCUCGCCGCCUCCGCGCACGAAGCCGACGCUCUCGACGCCCCAUGGGACAUCACCGUGAAAUAUCAACCCCCACUUCUGACGAAGGAAGAGAAGAAGACGAAGAAGUUGCCGUCGCCGUGGCAGAAGACGUUCACGACGAAGGAGCAGGAGAAGAGGCUCGAGGUCGUCGCGGAUGCGCCGGGGGAGUAUACGAUUUUGGAUGUGAGGGGGAAGUAUUGCGAGGGCGAUGUGUUGAGUCCGGAGACUUGUGCGGUUGUGGAGCUGCCGAAACCUAGUGCUGAGAUCGACUUGCGUCGUAUUCACGAAUGUUCCGGAGACACAGGCGUAGCCGCCUCCCUAGUCCUACACGGCACACCUCCCUUCCGCGUCUCCUACCGCAUGCAGCGCGAAAAAGAACACCCCCGCGAACUACACGAAACCUUUUCGGGCUCGCGCGGCGAAAUGACGCUCCAACCGCCCCGAAGCGGACGCUACGUCUACACCUUCACGCACAUCACCGACGCGAACUAUAACAAAGUGGAGCUGGAUGGGCCAACGAUUGAUCAGGUCGUGCAUCCGCUUGCGACGGCGCAUUUCGUGCAGGCGGGCGUGAGGGGACGGGAAAAGGCGACGGUGAAUAGUUGUUCGGGGAAUACGGUGGAUGUGGAGGUCGAGUUGGAGGGUUCGGGGCCUUGGGAUCUUGAGGUGCAGGUCGUUGGACCGAAAGGCUCCGAGAUCACGCCGUUCAAGGGGAUCGAUUCGAAGCGGAAAACACUCAAGAUUCCUGUCCCAGAUUCCGUCAACCAGGUCGGAGGCACUUUCGAGAUUGACCUCGUGAGCGUGGAGGAUUCGUCGAAAUGCAAGCGCACGCUUACUGUGCUUGGUAUCUCUGUGAACGUCAGGAGGAUCAAGCCUACGGCAAAGUUCUAUGGCAAGAAAGACAAACGACAGGUCACCAUCCUGGAAGGCGAGCAAGCCAAUCUGCCAUUGAGAUUGACAGGCGAUGGGCCUUGGACUUUGAAAUACCGCAACAUGGAGAAUCCAGACUCUUAUCACGACGCACACCUCACCAGUCCCAACGACCAACUUCGUGUCAAGCAAAAGGGUUUGUACGAGAUCGUAGACAUCCGCGAUUCUCAAUGCCCUGGUAUGGUGUCACUGGAAGAGUCCACGUACCUUGUGAACUGGGUACCAAGACCGUCCGCACACCUCGCUAAGGACACGAAGGCGACAUACGAACCGUACAACAACUCGUACAUCCUCCCACCAAUCUGUGAAGGUCAAAGCGCUCAUGUCGAUCUCGACCUGACCGGUCGUUCGCCGUUCCAGAUCAUGUACAACAUCGCACGAGCGACAGAGACAGGCGGCACAAAAGUGCUCGACCAACCCACCUUCAACAGCAUCCAAUCCCGCACCCGCUUCCAGCUCAACACGCUCGAGCCUGGCCGGAUCUACUACGAAGUAAAACAAGUCGGUGACGUCUCCUACCCGCUCUCAAAGAACAGAGCGGCCAUCAUCCCUCGCUCAGACCGACCGCUCUUCGAACAAGAAGUCUUCGCGCGUCCUUCAGCCCGGUUCAAGAACUCCAACCGCCUCACAUACUGCCUCUUCGACAAAUUUACGCCUCUCGAUAAAUUCUCGAGCGACGGGACGAUCGUGCUCCAGGGCACGCCCCCCUUCACCCUCGACCUCUCCAUCAAGAACCUCGCGACGAGCAAGACCACGACUGAACAAGUCACCGUCUCGGACCACGUCUGGAAACUGAACCUCGCGAACCACACGUUCGAUUCGGUGGGCAAGCAUCUGGUGACGAUUGAGUCUGUGGCGGACGCGUCGCAUUGUGAGGAGACGGUGCCGGAGUUGAGGGAACGGUCGAUCUGGGUGGACGUGGCGGAGUCGGCGGCGAUCGUGCCGUUCGAUAGGAGGGAACAUUUCUGUGUCGGGGAGGCGGCGCAGUUCCAGUUGGAGGGGAUUCCGCCGUGGACUAUCGGAUAUCGCGCGAACGGCAGGACGCACACGUCAGAAGCGAAAGUCUCGCCGUUCUCGCUCACGUUACAACAGCCCGGAGAGUUCAAGAUCACGUCUAUCGCGCACCAGCACAAGAUGUGCAAAGCGGCCGUCACAGACUUGGGAUACACCGUUCAUCAGCUUCCUUCGGCCCAGGUCGGACACGGAGGAUACUACUACGAUGAUAUCCACGAAGGCGACCAAGCGAAGAUCAAGUUCACGCUCAUCGGCGAGCCGCCAUUCACGUUCACUUAUCAACGGGCGGAACCGGCAGCGAAGAAAGAUGGUAGGCCUGGGAAGGUCCUAGAGACACAUACGGUCUCUGGAGUCACGACGAAUGAGUAUACUAUCUUCUCGGCUAUGGAGGGGACGUGGACUGUUACGUUUAUCUCGGAUAGGUAUUGUCGGUACCCACCAUCACCUGUGGAUGGGACAGUAGAGAAGAGGUCGUAGAUCGUGAGCCGGGGUCAGGACCGUGAAGGUCUCAUCUUAUGAAUUGUAGCUUUAAUAUUACAUGCGCAGGGCAAGUCCUACACGUUGGAUACCUACAGAUUGGAGUGCGGCCCAUUCUCAGAAGCAGACGUCAAUAAACAACCCAGUCCGAUAUACGCCAAUGUGAUCCUCAAGCUUGUUUGGAGUGUUCACCUCUCGAAACCGAUGAUCACAACUUAACAAACGUGUCUGACCGACUCUCAGACGUCACCCUUGAAGAAAACACUACUUCCAAAAGCCAAUUUUGGGUCUGUACAACGAAAGGGACAUGUGAUUUUUGUUACAUUUAUAGCAUUUUCUUCUGCAUCGCGAUGGCGUCACCACUCCCUCUAAACCUGAGCGGAAGAGAUGUAGAACCACUUGGAGAUGGACGGGUCGAUCGGCGCAGCGGGCUUCCUGGAGUCGGGAGGAAGGCUGGUGUACGCGGGGUCGUCCUUGGUGAUGUGG
Messenger RNA from Stereum hirsutum FP-91666 SS1, 4571 nucleotides. RefSeq lists its product as uncharacterized. The transcript is spliced from 14 exons. NCBI's taxonomy places the organism in Eukaryota, Fungi, Basidiomycota, Agaricomycetes, Russulales, Stereaceae. Gene Ontology annotation, cellular component: nuclear pore transmembrane ring. The coding region runs from base 123 to 4085 and encodes 1320 amino acids. Gene Ontology annotation, biological process: protein import into nucleus; nuclear pore organization. The record is from RefSeq and is a predicted model, not a curated record. Gene Ontology annotation, molecular function: structural constituent of nuclear pore.